Molecule: messenger RNA, 687 nt
Organism: Eurypyga helias (sunbittern)
Lineage: Eukaryota; Metazoa; Chordata; Aves; Eurypygiformes; Eurypygidae
Product: centromere protein I-like
Exons: 7
Cellular component (GO): kinetochore
Source: RefSeq, a predicted model, not a curated record
AUGGAUCUCUCUGCAUGGCGAAAAGGGGAGAGAACUCACCCUGAAAAAAGUGUCCAGAAUCAUCAAUCUAUUAACAAGCAGAAAAGUGACAGCCAGCAAGACUCCCUGGAGCAAACUUUGAGCUACUUUAAGACAGUUCAAGACCGAGUUUCACUGAAAAAGAGUGAGGUUCUGCAGAAACACUUGAUGACCGUGGAAAGCAUUGCCCUGCAAAAAGGAUUACCCCCGGAAGGAUUCGAUGUGUUGCUGAACGUGGCACUCAGUGGCAAACUUGCUGAUACGGUGAAUACUCGUUUACUGAAGAGCCUGAUUCCCGCCUCAGUAAUACCAGAAAAUGCUGUGAUUUCAGCCAUAUCUUGGCUCUGUGCUGACAAAUGCUCAGACAGCACCCAGCUGCUUUUUUUAAGAUGGCUGAUCACAAUGUUUGACUUCAUUGAUCAGAAGGAACAACUUCGUGCCCUCUAUGGUUUAUUCUUUUUCUUCCUGCGUGAUGAGAGGAUGUGCCCCUAUAUCUGCCACCUGCUCUACCUGCUGACCAGGAAAGAAAAUGUCAAGCCUUUUCGGGUUAGGAAGCUACUUGACCUCCAAGCAACAAUGGGAAUGCAGUCUUAUCUGCAGGCUCUGCUAUCGCUUUACAAACUCUUCUGUCCUGAGCUGGUCACCAUAACCCUUCCUGCGAAAAUGAAG